AUGACCAGAUCCAACCACCCCCUCACCCAAGACUACUACGAAGUCCUCAACCUCCCCUUCACGGAGACUCCCACAGCGCUUUCUAAACAACAACUCAAAGCAGCCUACCACAAAGCUCUGCUAAAGUACCACCCGGACAAAGCGCCCGGCGCAAUCGCAGACACCAGCAGCCUUCCCACAUCAGACACAAACUCUUCAUCGCACACAAGCCAUCGCUACACAAUAGACGAGAUCACAACCGCGUACAAAACACUUUCUGAUCCAUAUCUACGCGCUGAAUACGAUCGGUCGCUGCGACUCGAUCGCGCAAGGGUCGCGGAGCGGGAGAAGACAGGGACGGUUUUCCAUACGGGGUUGGAGGUUGUUGAUCUGGAGGAUCUUGCGUGCGAUGAGAGUGAUGCAGACGCUGCGCUCUGGUAUAGAGGGUGUCGGUGUGGCGAUGAGAGGGGGUUUUUGGUUACGGAGCAGGACUUGGAGAGGGAGGCGGAUCAUGGGGAGAUUGUUGUUGGGUGUCGGGGGUGUAGCUUGUGGAUGAAGGUUUUGUUUGCUGUUGAGGAUGGGGAUGGCGAUGAGCAGAAUACUUGA
Messenger RNA from Aspergillus niger, 585 nucleotides. RefSeq lists its product as uncharacterized. Gene Ontology annotation, molecular function: metal ion binding. The transcript has a single exon. Bases 1 to 585 code for a protein of 194 amino acids. Lineage: Eukaryota; Fungi; Ascomycota; Eurotiomycetes; Eurotiales; Aspergillaceae. Gene Ontology annotation, biological process: protein histidyl modification to diphthamide. The record is from RefSeq and is a predicted model, not a curated record.